UUGCCAAGGAGACCCAGCGCCCUCCUCCCCGGAAGCGGGGCCCGGGCGCAUGCGCGGCUGUGGGAGGCGGGGCCCUGCCGGGCGGGAGGCACUGGGCAGCUCCUCGGAGGAAGAGGAAGGGGCCGCCGUCGCCAUGAUGCGCUUCAUGCUCCUCUUCAGCCGCCAAGGGAAGCUCCGGCUCCAGAAGUGGUACCUGGCCACUUCCGACCGCGACAAGAAGAAGAUGGUCCGGGAGCUGAUGCAGGUGGUCCUGGCCAGGAAACCCAAGAUGUGCAGCUUCCUCGAGUGGAGAGACCUCAAGGUGGUCUACAAGCGGUACGCCAGCCUCUACUUCUGCUGUGCCAUUGAGGGGCAGGACAAUGAACUGAUCACCCUGGAGCUGAUCCACCGCUAUGUGGAGCUGCUGGACAAGUACUUUGGCAGCGUGAGUGGGCAGAGGCCAUGGGGAGGGGGCUACUGCUGGCCAAAGGGAGGCCGAGGUGUGGGGUGGUGGGGAGUGGCUCUGACCUGCUGCCCCCUCCCCAUAGGACUGUGUGUGUUGGGUGCCAGGCAGGAAGCAGGAGGGGAUUGGGGCCUGAGGGUUGAGGGUCCUGGCACUCCCCUCCACACAAAUCACAGGAAGAAAUGGGCCUCCUCCCAGGAUUGGACUGCAGUCCAUCUACAUCAUAGACUCCGGGAGACAGCUCUGGUGGAGGGCUGCCGUGUGGCCCCCUGGGAGCGCGCGGAAGGGCGUGGCCGAGGACCUGCAGCGCUUCUGCUCCCGAUGGUCAAAGAGAAGCACCCCCGGAGUCAAGGUCCGCGCCUCACUCGGGAUGACCAGCUGGGGCCCAAGGACUUCAAGAAGUACCGUGUCAUCGCUAAGCAGUGA
This is a messenger RNA of Sceloporus undulatus (fence lizard), 868 nucleotides long. It is a transcript of the gene AP1S1, whose product is annotated as adaptor related protein complex 1 subunit sigma 1. The transcript has 4 exons. Gene Ontology annotation, biological process: vesicle-mediated transport; intracellular protein transport. The coding region runs from base 50 to 868 and encodes 272 amino acids. Gene Ontology annotation, cellular component: intracellular membrane-bounded organelle; membrane coat. The record is from RefSeq and is a predicted model, not a curated record. NCBI's taxonomy places the organism in Eukaryota, Metazoa, Chordata, Lepidosauria, Squamata, Phrynosomatidae.